CUCCAAGCUUCUCUGUAUCCUUUACUUUUUAGUCUUUCUUGAAAAAACUUCAUUCAUAAAUUUGCCAUACUUCAAAGUAUUUCUUUAGUCUAGCAAAAAAAGUAUUUCUUUACAACAAGUUAAAACUAAAAUAGAAAAACAUAGUUUCUCACAACCCAUAUUCAUGGCUUAUAAUCAAGAAGAACAAAAUGAAGAAGAGCAAAGAAAAAUUCAGUAUCCUUUGGACUCAACAUGCUAUAAAAUUCUUGAUGAAAUUGGUAGAGGUGUUAGUGCCAUUGUGUACAAGGCCAUUUGUCAUCCUGUGAACUCAUCUGUUGUAGCUAUUAAAGCCAUUAAUCUUGAUCAAUCAAGAGCUGAUCUAGACAACAUUCGACGCGAAGCUAAGACUAUGUCCCUUCUUUCUCACCCAAACAUCCUUAAAGCACAUUGCUCUUUCACUGUAGAUCGUCGUCUUUGGGUUAUCAUGCCUUUUAUGUCUGCAGGUUCUUUGCAAUCCAUCAUAUCAUCUUCUUUCCCUGAUGGUUUAUUAGAGCCCUGUAUCGCAAUAGUCCUUAAAGAGACGCUGAAUGCAUUGGCCUACCUUCACAAUCAAGGCCAUCUUCACCGUGAUAUUAAAGCAGGGAACAUCCUUGUAGAUUCUGAUGGAACUAUAAAACUCGCGGAUUUUGGAGUUUCUGCAUCAAUUUUUGAGCCAGCUUCAGCUUAUGGGUCGGCAUAUUCUUCCUCAUCGUCGUGUUUAAUGUUCACCGAUGUGGCUGGAACACCAUAUUGGAUGGCCCCUGAAGUGAUACAUUCACAUACGGGGUACAGUUUCAAGGCAGAUAUUUGGUCUUUUGGUAUUACUGCUCUUGAGUUAGCACAUGGGAGGCCUCCUCUAUCUAAUCUUCCUCCUUCAAAGUCUUUGUUCAUGAAAAUCACGAAGAGAUUUCGGUUUUCUGAUUAUGAGAAAACCAAGAACAGCAAGAAUUACAAGAAAUUCUCAAAGGCUUUUAAGGAUAUGGUAGGAUUGUGUCUUGAUCAAGAUCCAAACAGAAGGCCAUCAGCUGAUAAACUGUUGAAGCAUCCUUUCUUUAAGAGUUGUAAUAAAGGCCCUGAUUUUUUGGUCAAGCAUGUUCUGCAUGGCUUGCCAAGUGUGGAACAAAGGUUCAGACAAGGGAAAAUUCAGAGACUUUUGUCCUUGAAAAAAUUUGAUGAUGAUAAUGAUGACGAGGAUGAUCCGAUGCCAGGAGAAAUUUCUAAAGAAAGAAGGAUAAGUGGGUGGAAUUUCAACGUGGAUGGGUUCGAACUGGAUCCAGUACUUUACCCAGCCGAAAAAGAUCAAGAAAUUAGUAGCCUAAAACAAGAUAAUGUUGAUGAUGUGGCAAAGCAAGUCGAUGUAUCGGAAUUGUUUUCCGAUACAUCGACUAUAAGUUCACCAGGAGGUUCACGUCAGUCGUCUGAGGUCGAAGGUGCUGCUAUAGUUUGUGGAGAUAAAAAAAGUCAUGCUGAAAUUGGGAGUGGGAGUGUUAGUGGAGAAGUAAUGUUGGCUAGCUUAUUGUUUCUGAAGAAGAGUUUGGAUGAUCAAAGACAAAAUGUAAUGAAUUUGAUCAGCUUUUUUCAUGGGGAACAACAUGUUGUUGAAGUGAAUAGGAAAGAAAAUUUGAUUGAGGUAAUUGACAAGUUGAGAAAUGAAGUGGAAAAUGAAAAGAAGAAAAAUUCUGAUUUGCAGCUCGAGAUAGAGCUUCUGAAGUCUCAAUAUUCGAAUGAGUAGUAGUAGUAUAUCUUAUAACUAUUGUAUUCCUGUAACUUUUACUAAUUAAGCUUUUGAUAUGUUGUUGAAAGAUAUGAGCUUAAAUGGAGCGAUAUGAAAUUAUGAAUUAGUAGAAUCCUUACUUAUUAUGUUUUUGUGCUAUGCGAAUGCCUAUUAUUGACUAGUCAAGUUAAAACGAUCAAUGCAGCUAUGUUGUCUUGAUAG
Capsicum annuum is the source of this 1954-nucleotide messenger RNA. RefSeq names its product serine/threonine-protein kinase BLUS1. NCBI's taxonomy places the organism in Eukaryota, Viridiplantae, Streptophyta, Magnoliopsida, Solanales, Solanaceae. The transcript has a single exon. The record is from RefSeq and is a predicted model, not a curated record. Gene Ontology annotation, molecular function: protein kinase activity; ATP binding; protein serine/threonine kinase activator activity. Gene Ontology annotation, biological process: protein phosphorylation. The coding region runs from base 164 to 1750 and encodes 528 amino acids.